AUGUUCAAAACUGUAUUGACCAGAAGAGUUGUCAACCCCGCAUCCGCACGGUUAUUCUCAACCACUCCAAGUGUCCUCGGCACAAAAGUGUUUUUCAAAACUUCGAUUGAUGGAGAAUUGCAACCACCAAUCAAGUUUGAAUUGUAUGAUGAGAUUGUUCCCAAAACAGCUGAGAACUUUAAAGUCUUAGCCACUGGAGAAAAGGGCGUUGGAUAUAAGGGAUCCAUCUUCCACAGAGUCAUUCCACAAUUCAUGUUGCAAGGAGGUGAUUUUGAAACCGGAAAGGGAUACGGGGGUUACUCUCCUAUCCAUGGUAAGAAGUUUGAAGAUGAAAAUUUCGAAAAGAAGCACAACAAACCUGGUUUAUUGUCCAUGGCCAAUGCUGGACCAAACACCAAUGGAUCACAGUUUUUCAUCACUACCGUUCAAACUCCUUGGUUAGAUGGCCACCAUGUCGUUUUUGGAGAAGUUAUUGACGGGUACGACGUUGUGAAAAAAAUUGAGAGUUACGGAACUCAAUCAGGAACUCCAACCGCCAAGAUUGUGAUUGAAGAAUCGGGAGUAGAGGAAGAGAAAUAG
Messenger RNA from Lodderomyces theae, 579 nucleotides. It is a transcript of the gene CPR3, whose product is annotated as peptidylprolyl isomerase. Gene Ontology annotation, biological process: protein folding; protein peptidyl-prolyl isomerization. Gene Ontology annotation, molecular function: peptidyl-prolyl cis-trans isomerase activity. NCBI's taxonomy places the organism in Eukaryota, Fungi, Ascomycota, Pichiomycetes, Serinales, Debaryomycetaceae. Bases 1 to 579 code for a protein of 192 amino acids. The transcript has a single exon. The record is from RefSeq and is a predicted model, not a curated record.